This is a messenger RNA of Mesorhabditis belari, 405 nucleotides long. NCBI's taxonomy places the organism in Eukaryota, Metazoa, Nematoda, Chromadorea, Rhabditida, Rhabditidae. The record is from the annotation of a GenBank genome assembly.
AUGCUGAAGAAAAGUCUCGAAGCAGCUCUCCGUCCAACUCUGCUCGCAAUGACUGGCAAAGGAUGCGCUCCAAAAGAGGGAAAGAAACCCGAUUUUAGCCACUUUCUUUCGUACAUUGACCAAAAUGCGCUUGAAAUCGAUGUAAAAGAGAGGAAAAUCUACAAGGGACAUCAAGAAAUCUCCGAGUUGUUUAAAGAGUGGAUAAGCUGUGGAUCGAAUUGGCAAUGCAAGGUUUCAAACGAAUCUUUUACGGGAGGUGAGGAAUUGAUUCGUUACGCUUACGAAAUGACACUUCAUGAGGGAAACGAUACAAAAAUGGUUAUUGACAAGACUCAGUACUGGAAGAAAGAUGGCGAUAAGUAUUUGAUGGAGCUCGACUACUACACGACCAAGAUCUCAAAUAUU